Molecule: messenger RNA, 822 nt
Organism: Cucurbitaria berberidis CBS 394.84
Lineage: Eukaryota; Fungi; Ascomycota; Dothideomycetes; Pleosporales; Cucurbitariaceae
Exons: 3
Coding region: 1-822 (273 amino acids)
Biological process (GO): mycotoxin biosynthetic process
Source: RefSeq, a predicted model, not a curated record
AUGAUGGAGCCGCAACACCAGUACACGAACGUUCGUCCACAUGAUCCCCAUCCCGACGACGACUCAUCAACCGAGGUGGAAUCUCUUAUUGGAUUGGAAAAGCCCUGGACAGCUGGCGAGUUCGAUGACCGUACACCUCCGUCGAGAAGGCACAUACUUUGUCCGCCAAUCAUCGCUGCAUUGCGAUGGAUUCUCGUGAUAGGACUGCAGCUCUUAAUCAUUGGGCUAUUAGCACGAGAACAAGGACUCCUGCAAUCAACAAGAUGGCGAGGUCCAUCGACAAGCGCGAAUGAGGUCGGCGGCGACGUGACAGGAUGGGGACCACACAUCCCCACCCAAAUCACCAAGUUCGAGAUCAACCAAACUUUCGCACCAAAUAAUACAUCCGACUUCUUCAAGCCCGAAACGCUGCGAGCCUGGAACGAGCUGAUGCCCGUCGGCAUGGGCUUCCAAGAAAUGCCCGACCCAGAAAACUACCACGACCUCCCCACGCCCAUCGUAUGGCCCAACGCCACCGUCUACACAACCUCCAUGACGCACCAGCUGCACUGCUUGUACGCCGUCGUCGCAGUGUACAGCGGCAUGACGUCGGGCCACGAGUUGGAAGAGGACCAUCACUGGCACAUGAUUCAUUGCUUCGACUACCUGCGCCAGACUAUCAUGUGCAGUGCGGAUAUGAGUCUCGAAGGCUUGGAGACGACGUUCCCGGAUCAUAAUGGUGGGAGCGAUGGGUGGGAUAGUAAACAUGUUUGUAGGGAUUAUUCAAAGGUCAGGGAGCGAUUGGAGAGUGUGAGGGCUUAUGAUGAUCAGGAGAUUUUUUGA